AUGGGUCUGGUGGGGCCGGUCGGAGCAGCAACAUGUCCGCCGCCCCUGGAGGAACAACAGCCUGCUGCUGGGGGGGGAACGGGACCCUCCUGUCGGACCAGGAGACACCAUCAUCGGGUCUACCUGCUGCUGCUCGGGGGGGUCUCGUGGUUCGGAAACAGCAUUGUCCUGUUCGUGCUGUACCGGCAGAGGGCCGGGCUGCAGCCCAGCGACUACCUGACCCUGAACCUGGCGCUGUCCGACGGCAGCAUCUCCGUGUUCGGGUACUCCCGCGGGAUCCUCCAGGUGUUCAACGGCUUCCAGGGCAGCGACUACAUCAUCACCUCCAUCUGGACCUGCCAGGU
Molecule: messenger RNA, 344 nt
Organism: Etheostoma spectabile (orangethroat darter)
Lineage: Eukaryota; Metazoa; Chordata; Actinopteri; Perciformes; Percidae
Product: opsin-5
Biological process (GO): G protein-coupled receptor signaling pathway
Cellular component (GO): membrane
Molecular function (GO): G protein-coupled receptor activity
Source: RefSeq, a predicted model, not a curated record